Thlaspi arvense is the source of this 1232-nucleotide messenger RNA. The record is from the annotation of a GenBank genome assembly. NCBI's taxonomy places the organism in Eukaryota, Viridiplantae, Streptophyta, Magnoliopsida, Brassicales, Brassicaceae.
GUGGAAUCAAAGAUCUUUCAAAGAGAGUGCACCUUAGGUAUCGGGUUUCGGGCUCAGGCCUUCCUUACUACGGAGGGAAUUUAUCAAUUCUGAUCCCUGGCCCAAAUGCUUCUAACCCAAAACAAAAACAAAAUAAAAAAUCUGACUAGAAAAAUGAAUAAAAUAUUUUUGCAUACUAAAAAACAAAAAUAUUUAUGGUUUUGGCUAUAAAGGUUUGGUUCAUAACUUCAAGGCAAAUUUACAAGCUGUCUUGGUCAACUUGGAGGACAAUAAUGGGGUCCACGUAUUCCCUUUAUCAGAUCAACGGCUGAUCUGUCCCCACGAUCCAACCAGAUGUGCCUUUGAUCAUCACAUUUUCUUCAUGGCUCAUCUUCCUCCACGAUUCAUCAUUUAAAACCGUCGAUUGUCUAAAGAUCUGAUGGCUCCACUUGACUCAUCUCUUUCCUUAGAAAGUCCCUCACUGUGCGUCCCGCUUUUUUUUUUUUCCCUUUCUUCGAAGUUAGAAUCUCUACGGAAGUAAGGAAAAUGCAGGAACAAGCGACUAGUUCUUUAGCUGCGCCUGCGAGCUCUCUACCAUCAAGCAGUGAGAGAUCAUCAAGCUCUGCUCCGCCUUUAGAAAUCAAAGAAGGGAUGGAGAGCGACGAGGAGAUACGGAGAGUGCCGGAGUUCGGAGGAGAGAUCACCGGAACGGAAAACUCCGGUCGGAAUUCGAUUCCGGCAACUGGUCAGGAGCAGAUUCAGGCAACGGCCGGAGAAAGACAGAGGAAACGAGGAAGGAGCUCCGCUGAUAAAGAGAACAAACGGCUAAAGAGGUUGUUGAGGAACAGAGUUUCAGCUCAACAAGCAAGAGAGAGGAAGAAGGCUUAUUUGAGUGAAUUGGAGAGUAAAGUGAAAGACUUGGAGAACAAAAACUCUGAACUUGAAGAAAGACUUUCAACUUUGCAGAACGAGAACCAAAUGCUUAGACAUAUUCUGAAGAACACAACGGCUAAUAAGAGGGGAAGCAGUAGACAGUAGUGGUGGUACUAAUCCGGAGUCUUGACGCAAGUGUUGGAUAUUCUUCUUGUUUUUUUUUUUUCUUAAUUGUUGUGUAUAAUAUUUACAGAACAUGCUGAAAAGAGGGUUAAUCACUUAAUUGGUCUAAUAUGAUCAAACUAAUAAACUGAAAAAUCCCAAAUUAAUAUAAACAGUCUGGAACAUUUACUAGUAUAAUCAAACAAAUUAUUUAUUCG